CAAGGAAGGGCAAGAUAGAUCUGCUCGUUUAUCAAAGUGAAGUACAUUUUUAUAGAUGGUGUAGUACUCAACCCUUUGAUGGAGCAUUAUGGCAGUGCCUAAUAAAGUGCUGACGCUAGUAAUGAUCAAGGAAGACACCCGUAUCUUGUUAGGGAUGAAGAAACGAGGCUUUGGUGUCAAUCGUUGGAACGGUUUCGGCGGGAAAGUUGAGCAUGGGGAGAGUAUUGCAGAAGGUGCCAAAAGGGAAGUGGAGGAGGAAUGCGGACUAAUACUGACAGAAUUUGAGAAAGUAGGGAGACUAGACUUUGAGUUUGUUGGAGAGCCACAGAUCUUGGAGGUCCACGUCUUCAGAGGUGACAAGUACGAGGGAGAACCACGAGAAACAGAAGAAAUGAGGCCUCACUGGUUUCCACACGACGCCAUUCCAUACAAGGACAUGUGGCCAGAUGAUAAAUUGUGGAUACCAUGGUUACUCAAGGGGAAAAAGUUCAAAGGGUAUUUCAAGUUCGAAGGUCACGACAACAUUCUGGACCUUCGGUUAGACAAAGUAGAAAGCUUAUAACUGACCGAGGGCAGCAACAAUACAGACAAACACGGAUUGUGUUGCUCAGGAAGCGAACAGGGCCCAAUUCGCAGUAGAUUUUACUGUGUGAGGUCAGGUGUAGACUUGUGGACAAGUCGUUAAAUGAUAACGUUCCGACUCUCUCCGUGAUUCUUUGCGACACUUGCGGUAUUUUCGCGAGAAUGCUGGCCCCCCGCGAGACUACUGCUCACGACUACGGUUAAUGGGGGAGAAGUAGUCAGCAGCCAGCAGUUUUGAGCAAGAGCAGUGAUCUCGCGAAAGAAAUUUUCGAUAACGGAAACCUGAAUCAUUACGCCACCACUACAGCUCGACUAUCUCACUGCGACAGACCAUUAACGACUUGUACACAAGUCUAGCUCAGGUGUGGACCAAAUGUACUUGAUGCAAAACUAGUAUGAUGGACUAGCUCUUCCAUCUUUGUUAUUAUUAUGAUUAUUUAUUCAACCAUGGAUACACGGAAAAACAUACAGGCAGUCAAAAUAAUAAAAAAACUCUAAUUGUGAUGUAAUGCAAAUAGCCAAUGAAGAGCCCUGUUGCGGUAAAAAAUAAGGUCAAUUUUUUAUAAAGCUUGUAAGCAGACAAUUUCUGCUUACAGAGCAACCCUCACCAGAGUUUCUGUUUCAUAAACAAUAUUUACAGUAAGCAAAGUAAUAAAAACACGCUAGCUUGCCAGUGGUUUUUGUAAGCAAGGCCCAAAUUCAUAAAGCUGUGAAGCAGGAACAAACUGCUUGAGAAAUGUCUUCGCUUAGCAAAAAUUGAGUUAGGCACCAGUCACAUCAUUGUAAACCGUAUGUAAUUUAUGCUGGUAACCUGUUUAUGUUUAGCAAUACUUGUCUCUGCUUAGAAAUUUUGUGUGCUUACUGCUUACAGGCUUUAUGAAAUUGGGCCCGGAUGAGCGAAGUAACUUUGCAAAUCCAUUGUGAACGCACAAGCACGAUGUUAAUAUCUCAUUUACACAUGUUGUUCUGUUAAAGUAAUCUCCAAAAUUUGCUUACUAACUGGCAAACAGCUUUAUAAAAUUAGAACCCAGGUUAAAGUAAUAAUAUUCUUUUAAUUGUGUAAUGAGCAACCCUCAAUCUAGAUGAGGGAUAUACUAGUGGGCCAACAGAGAUAGAGUCAAAUAAAAGUAAAGGAGAAUGCAUAAAAGAACAUUAGUAAGAUUGUGACAAUGAAGUAUUCCUAGAUUAACACAAUGUUACAUGGAGUAAAGUAGAUUGCCAAGUUGGCAACAUUUUAAAUAAGACGAUCAGAGCAUACUGAACGAAACGUCGAGUUGAAACCAACGGUUCUUUUCAGACCAACCCCAACUCAUUAG
Molecule: messenger RNA, 1898 nt
Organism: Asterias rubens (European starfish)
Lineage: Eukaryota; Metazoa; Echinodermata; Asteroidea; Forcipulatida; Asteriidae
Product: 7,8-dihydro-8-oxoguanine triphosphatase-like
Exons: 4
Coding region: 89-562 (157 amino acids)
Biological process (GO): DNA protection
Molecular function (GO): 8-oxo-7,8-dihydroguanosine triphosphate pyrophosphatase activity
Source: RefSeq, a predicted model, not a curated record